CCCCCGCUGUGCUAGCCCGGGCUGCGUUGGAGGGUGAGGCACAGCGGGGCUUCCCCGGCGAGGUUUCCCGGAGGCUCCAGAGGCUCCAGGCUCCAUCCCGGACCUGGGCAUGGGCUGUCCCGAGCACCGGGGGCCGUGCGGGGACUGUCGCGCCGUGACCGCGCUCUGGGCGGGCAGGACUUUCUGUCUGAGUGCCCAUGGCAGAGCCGGCACCCCUGCGCUUUCAGGAAGCAGCCGCCACAUUCUCCAUUUCAGCCGGCCCGGGGGAAUUUGCCUGGCGGGGCCUUUCCUCAGCCAAUUCCCCAGUUCCUCAGCCCGCGGGCCGCGACAGCGCCGCUGCCCCGAGCAGGGGAAGCCCCGCUCCCGCCGGCCCCGGGGCGCGGCUCCGGCUCCCCGCUCCUCCCGGCCGGAGCGAGGCAGCAUCGCCGACAUCCAGCCCCGGCUCCGGUACCCGCGGUGAGCGCCCGCCCGGGGCCGGCGGGCUCAGUGCUCGCUUCAGAUGGCUGAGAACAGCCCCAGGAGCCUGCAGGACCCCCCGGGCUCUGCCCCUGACGAGAACGAGUUCCCCUUCGGAUACCCCACCAGCAUCUGCGAGGACGUGCCCGGGCAGAAGUUCCUGUGCAGCAACUGCAACAACAUCCUGAAGAAAGCCCUGCAGACGCUGUGUGGGCACAGGUACUGCUCUGCCUGCCUCACCUGGAUCGUCAGAAACAAUAAAAAUGCAAUUUGCCAGAAAUGUAAAGAGGAAGAUCCCAACACUUUAGGUGAGGAAAGCCUAUUGGCAGAAGAAAGGGCUUUUGGUGAUGCUGCCAUUAACAAGGAGAUUUCUGAACUCAGAGUCCACUGUGUGACCCUUGGGUGCAGCUGGUCUGGUGUCAUGAAAGAUUUCGAAGAGCAUCAGAGUUUGUGUGAAUAUGCCUUGAUCCCUUGUCACACUGGCUGUGGGCACGUGGUGAUGAGGAGGAAGCUGGCAGAUCACUUGGAAAAUGGGUGUGCCAAUAAUGUGACCGUGUGUCAGCAGUGCCAGUGCAGCCUGGCCAGCUCUGAAUGCCAGGAGCAUUCAUGUGAAGGCAGUUUAUGCAAGGAGCAAAAACCUGUGCAAACAGAAGCAGCAUCAAAGGAAAAGAGCCACUCUACAUCCUCAUCCAGCAAGGAUGGCUGUUGUUUUUCUGAAGUUGGCUGUGCGUUUAGGGGAAGCAAAGAGAAGAUCCAGGAGCACGAAAACUCCGCCGUGGGGGCCCACAUGCUGCUCCUGCUGCAGCACAUGAGGCAGCUGCAGGGAACCCUGUGCUCCAAGGGCUUCUCCCCACGGCCAGAGCUGAACUUGAAGAGUGCAGGAAAAAGCAUCUGCCACCUGCAGAUCCCAGCAGGGCUGCAGUUCAGCGGGGAUCCAGAAAUGGACUGUUUCCCUGGAUCUUCCUCUGUCCCUGAGGAUGAGUCUGUCCUGCAGCAGCUCGUGAGGGAGAAGGUGAUUUCUGAGCUGGAAAAUAAGCUGCACGUGUUUGAGAACAUUGUGGCAGUGCUCAAUAAGGAGGUGGAGAGCUCUAAUUUGGAAAUCCUGGCCUUCAGGAGACAGAGUGAGCUGGACCAGAACAUAAUUCGGGGCCUUGAACUGAAGAUUGCAGAGCUGCACCGGUGCCUGACGCAGAAGGACGCGGGCCUGAGCAGCCUGCACAAGAGCCUGCUGUUCUCUGAGCAAGCCUCCUACGAUGGGAUCUUCCUCUGGAAAAUCACAGAGGUUGCCAGGAAGCUCCAGGACUCUGUGACUGGCAGGACAGUCAGUUUGUACUCCCCAGCUUUCUACACUGCAAAAUAUGGCUACAAGGUGUGUCUGAGGGUGUACCUGAACGGGGAUGGGACAGGGAAAGGAACCCACAUGUCCCUGUUCUUCGUUGUCAUGAAAGGAGAUUACGACGCUUUGCUCCCGUGGCCUUUCAGGCACAAGGUGACAUUUAUGUUGCUUGACCAAAAUAACAGGGAGCACAUAAUUGAUGCCUUUCGCCCAGACCUGACUUCUGCUUCCUUCCAGCGGCCAGUGAAUGACAUGAAUGUGGCCAGUGGCUGCCCCAUGUUCCUGCCCUUGGCCAAGCUGCAGUCCCCCAAACACGCCUACGUGAGAGAGGACACGCUUUUCCUGAAGUGCAUCAUAGAAACAAAUUAGCAAAUCCUCAGGUGGGGUUGGCUGGGGAGGUCACCUCAGAACGCCAGCAGAUCAUGAGGAAAAAAAAAAACUGAGUUUGAGAGCUUGUGUUAGUUUGUGUGUACACAAAACCCCCAGAGCCUGCACGCCCUGACCCCACUGCCAUCCCCUGGAGAUGCCCCAGAGCAGCAGCAGCUGCUGGCAGGGGAUAAUUUCACGAAGCAGCUCUCCUGGCUUAGGUGUCACCGGCCCUCGCUGCUGGAGAAGGGGCUGCUCCUCCUCUGGGCUGUGGCGCUGUGCUGCGGGCCGGGCCGGGCGCUCCCUGCCCGGGGAGGAGCAGGACCGCGCUGCUGCAGCUCUGUCCCGUCCUGGGCACUGCCCAGCGGGUGCAGCUCCCUUCCCCGAGCUCUUGUGGGGCCUGGCAGCCCCAGGGCGGGGGAUUUUGGCUGCCCCCCAGCAGCAGCAAGGGCGGAUUCCUUGCCCUGAAGCCCGGAUCAGGUGUCUCUGUGCUUCCCAGCACGCUGGAAGCCGGGAGCUGUGGCCCCGCUGGCGGCUGCAGCCCUCACCCCGGGGGGGUUUAUUCCUUGCUAUUUAUUCCAAACCUCUGUUUCUGUAAGGGGAUGUUGUGUGGCAUCAGCAGGCAGGGACCAGGUUACGCUGUGCUUGGGUGCAAAAAAAAAAAAAACCUCUGGGAUUUCCAAAGGAGCCCUUGGGCUUUCCCGUUGUGGAUACAGAGCUCUGGGAAAGCCAGAGCAGGGUAAGGCCCUCAGUGGUCUGGUUUAGUGGCCAGUCACUUCCUGGACCUUCAAGGCCGGUGACUUAUUAGAAAUUAUUGAAUUUUUUUUUUUUUUUUUGGUUAAUGUGCUCUGAUGUUUAAAUAUUUUUGCAUGCUAAAAUGCAAGUAAGUGCUAGAAAUUAUUUUAUUUUUGGGGGGUUUUCUAAGAGAGGGAAGGAAUGAAUAAUUUUUUUUUUUAUAAGCAAGACAAGCUUGAGACUGUCUGGAUGUGUGCAAAAUCUCUCACUUCUGUCUUGGCAACAGCCUUAAAAAUAAUUAGUUGUGAUAAAGCAUCACAUUUCAAAAACACCCACCCCAUAAACAAAUAUUUAUCAAAGUUUGUCUGGGAAGGAACUGGAUAUUCUGUGUAUUUUCCUCUAUUCCAUCUUUCAAAUGUUCUUUCAGGGACAGAGUACUGGAGUAAUUUAUCUAAAUAUAUUAUGCCUUUCCUGUCUGUAUCACUUUGACAUGUGCUGUAUUUAUUACAAUCAUAUUUUCUUAUGAUUUUAUUUAUUUCCUAAAUAAAGCUCACUAACUUAAGAAA
Vidua macroura (Pin-tailed whydah) is the source of this 3459-nucleotide messenger RNA. It is a transcript of the gene TRAF1, whose product is annotated as TNF receptor associated factor 1. Gene Ontology annotation, biological process: protein K63-linked ubiquitination; regulation of apoptotic process; tumor necrosis factor-mediated signaling pathway. The transcript is spliced from 11 exons. The record is from RefSeq and is a predicted model, not a curated record. Gene Ontology annotation, molecular function: zinc ion binding; ubiquitin protein ligase binding; tumor necrosis factor receptor binding. NCBI's taxonomy places the organism in Eukaryota, Metazoa, Chordata, Aves, Passeriformes, Viduidae. Gene Ontology annotation, cellular component: cytoplasmic side of plasma membrane; plasma membrane signaling receptor complex. The coding region runs from base 500 to 2161 and encodes 553 amino acids.